Messenger RNA from Grammomys surdaster, 2178 nucleotides. RefSeq names its product coiled-coil domain containing 17 (gene Ccdc17). The record is from RefSeq and is a predicted model, not a curated record. NCBI's taxonomy places the organism in Eukaryota, Metazoa, Chordata, Mammalia, Rodentia, Muridae. The transcript is spliced from 13 exons. Bases 189 to 1958 code for a protein of 589 amino acids.
CCUAAGCCUGUACUCGCUGCCCAGGGAGCUAGGGCACCUCCCCAAACAUAAACAUAAAUUUGAAGGACUUGGAGAUUUAACAGAGUUGGUUUAUUCUUUGUCCCUAUUCUCUCUCUUCUUUCCAGUCUGCCUUUUCUCUUUUACCACAUCCUCUGUAGAACGCUGGUGUCUAUAACAGAUUCCAUUCCAUGGCCAGUUACUCUGCGGAGUCAGGGCUUUUGCCCUGUGAAUCCUGUGAUAUGGUUUUCCGUUCCUGGGCUUUGUUGGCCACACACACCAAACGAUUCUGCAUUGGCCGGCUGACUCCGGAAGUAACACAGCCUUCAGUAACCAUCGAACGACGGGGCACCAAGAUUAUGGCACAAGAACAGAGCCGAUCAGGUCAGGAGGCCAGCACAUCUGCUCUAAAGAGGCUGACAGAGGAGGUGCAGUUGCUGAGACUGUCUCUACAGAAAAAAGUAAGUCCCUGGGAGACUGAGAGUCUCACUUCCCAGACUGCAGGGAGCCCUGGGGAGAGGCUGCGAGCCUUGCAGGGAACCCGCGUCAGACGCCUGGCGGAGACGGAAGCGCAAAGCCGGGCCCUGGAGCUUCGCGGUGAAGAACUAAAACGGCGCCUCCGCAGCGUAGCGGGACCCAAGGGAGGGUUACCCGGCUCAUUCGUCUUGGAGCGAGAGCUCAGAGAACUCAGGGAAGAGGCCAGCCGGACACGGGGAGCGCUGCAAACGCUGGGAGCGCGUGUCGAGGCGCUCCAGCCUCAGCCUCCCAACCAGCAGGACCUCCAUAGGGUAGUGGAUUUCUGUUGCCUGCCGCUACGGUCCAACCCGGAAGUGCUGGCUGCAGAGAUCCGUGUCCUGCGUGAAGCCUACGUGCGCGGUGGAGGCCGGGACCCAGAAGUUCUGGACAAAAUAUUGCAGCUUCAAGUGGAGGCGUCAGCCCUGGAAUUGCGGCGGUCGCAGAACCGCAAGGAAAAAGCAAGUGCCGCCUCUGAGGAGGUUCUUAUGGUGGAAACCGAAAACAGGUUCUUGGAGGCAGAAAUCCUGGCUUUGCAGAAGCAGAAAAUACUGAGUCUGUCGCCCUGGGAACCCAGAGAUCUCUGGCAACAACUGAGUAGAAGGUUCAAUAACUCCCUCCUCCCUCCACCAGUUGCACCCACAAUGCCACAACUUACAAGUUCCUCAAAAGUCCAGAACUUCCAUGACACUUCAAAGGCUAUACUUAAUGGAGCCAUGACAAACUUGGGUCUAGAUCUCCACUUCCUCCUACCAGCAUCGGAUGUUCUAGGUCCUGCACCUUAUGAUCCUGGGGCUGGCCUUGUCAUUUUCUAUGACUUCCUGUGGGGCCUUGAGGCUUCUUGGAUUUGGGUGCAGCUUACGACAAAUGUGGCCCAAGAGGGACAGAAUACUGGAGGGACCACAGCAUUACCUCCAGCCCUUUGCUUGCCACCACCUUCAGCUGCUGGACCUAUGGGCAACUAUGCUAUCCUCGCAAGCAGGCAGCCUGUGCCUAGGCUGCCUCCAUCACCACUAGUAUCUUUGAUCUGUGAACUACAGGCUUGGCAGGGAGUUACAUGGGCACCACAACCAAAGGCUUGGACCUCAAUAUUGCUAUUUGACCAAGAUCUAAGGGUGCUCAGUGGCCGUUGGCGCCUCCCACUUCGGGUCCCUCCACUUAACACCAGCCUCAGCCUUGCACAGAUGAAUGAGAUUCCCCAGGCAGGCCAGGCUGAGCUCUUUCUGAGGCUGGUAAAUGCAAGAGAUACAGAUGACCAGACAUUGGCAGAGAUCAAUCCAGCAAGUGCACAUGAAUACCAGUACCCACCAAUGGUGUCCAGUUCAUCUUCCGUGGAAUCGAGUUUCUUCACCCAAAGUUCUGGCUUUGCUGACCCCCGACCUCCCACAGAAGAGGUUUUUGUCAGUGUCAAAGAUAAAGAUAAGCGCUUGAGUCCUCACCAGUUUUGACAGAAACACCAAUUUCUAGACCUGCAGCUUUUUAAAUGGGGUCUUGUAGAAGUGGCAAUUUGAUCCUUAAAUACUGUGUGAUGAAAAAGAACACUUAGCCUAAACCCGCUAAAGCCAACUAGAUUUUCUUCUGCAUUUAUUUUCCUUUAAUAAAGCAGAUCCAGGGGUAAAUAUUUAAAUAAAUGCUAGGCCGUUUAAAUAAAUAUUUAAAUAUUUAAAA